AUGGCCGUCUUCAGGCAGCUGUCCCUAGGCUCGAAGGCUGCCCUGGCUGCUGUCACUGUCUUCGUGUCCAUGAUCGUCUCCCGCUCCUUUCUAGCAGAGAGCCUUGAGCUCAGGGCCUGGCGUUGGCUGUUUCGCCUGCAGCUCGCCCUGUUUGUCAAUUCGCUCAUGCUCAUUGGCUCUGUCUACAUCUGGCGUAGCACAGUGAGCAACCUCUGCCACUCCCCAGCCGCGGAGUCAACCUGUUUUCAGCUCUGGAAGGUGGCUGUUCUGGCAUUUCUGGCCCUGGCCCAUUCCAGUUUCUUCACCAUGCUCUUUUUAGUGGCCGAGGAGCCCUAUCUCUUUUCCUUGGCAGCCUACUCCUGCCUGGGUGCUUACAUCAUCAUGGUCUUCUUCCUCUGCAUCCUCAGCGGCAUGGAGCAAGCCUAUCAGCUCUUGGCCUGGCGCAGUGGUAGAGUCGUGGGCAGUCUUGACAAGACAAGGAAGCUGGCGCUCAGGCCCGCCCUGGCAGUAGCAGUGACCACUGUGCUCAGCGUGGCAGGGCUUCUGAAUGCUGCCCAGCCUCCAGCUGUGAAAACUGUGGAGGUGCCCAUCAAUCAGCUGCCCCCCUCUAUGAACAACCUCAAGAUCGUGCUCCUCUCAGACAUCCACUUGGGCCCCACAGUGGGCAGGACAAAGAUGGAGAUGUUUGUGAAGAUGGUGAAUGUACUAGAACCAGACAUCACAGUGAUCGUGGGUGACCUCUCUGAUUCGGAAGCCUCGGUCCUGCGGACAGCUGUUGCUCCUUUGGGCCAGCUUCAUUCACGCCUAGGCACCUACUUCGUCACAGGCAAUCACGAGUACUACACGUCAGAUGUCAGCAACUGGUUUGUGCUGCUGGAAUCCCUGCACGUCCGGCCUCUUCACAAUGAGAACGUGAAGAUUUCUGCCACAGGGACCCAACAUGAUGGUGGUGAAGAUGAUGGCUGGAUCUGCUUGGCCGGGGUGGAUGAUAUUGAAGCAGACAGCCUGCACUACUCUGGCCAUGGCAUGGAUCUUGUCAAGGCCCUGAAGGGCUGCAACCCAGACCACACCAUCAUCUUGCUAGCUCACCAGCCCCUGGCUGCCAAGAGAGCCCUCCAGGCUCGGCCAGACAUUAACCUGAUCCUGUCUGGGCACACGCAUGCUGGGCAAAUCUUCCCCUUGAACGUGGCAGCCUAUCUCCUGAACCCCUUCUUUGCUGGUCUCUAUCAAGUGGCCCAGGCUACAUUUGUAUACGUCAGCCCAGGCACAGCCUACUACGGCAUACCCAUGAGGUUGGGUAGCCGGGCGGAGAUUACGGAGCUCAUCCUGCAGCGGGCUCCCUGA
Molecule: messenger RNA, 1344 nt
Organism: Propithecus coquereli (Coquerel's sifaka)
Lineage: Eukaryota; Metazoa; Chordata; Mammalia; Primates; Indriidae
Gene: TMPPE
Product: transmembrane protein with metallophosphoesterase domain
Exons: 1
Coding region: 1-1344 (447 amino acids)
Molecular function (GO): hydrolase activity
Source: RefSeq, a predicted model, not a curated record